Thermothielavioides terrestris NRRL 8126 is the source of this 4425-nucleotide messenger RNA. RefSeq lists its product as uncharacterized. Bases 211 to 4182 code for a protein of 1323 amino acids. Gene Ontology annotation, biological process: intracellular calcium ion homeostasis. Gene Ontology annotation, cellular component: endoplasmic reticulum membrane. Gene Ontology annotation, molecular function: P-type ion transporter activity; ATP hydrolysis activity; ATP binding. The transcript has 3 exons. Lineage: Eukaryota; Fungi; Ascomycota; Sordariomycetes; Sordariales; Chaetomiaceae. The record is from RefSeq and is a predicted model, not a curated record.
UAGACCUUGCAUGGACCUGACCGAAUUGUGCAAGCGCAUCCCAUCCCACCCACAGCCGUCAUUCUCAUUGCCUCGGGAGUUUUCCAUCCUUCGCCUCAAGAGACCCCUUUUCAAUCAACGCCGAUUUGCAUUGCUUCGACUUGGCACAAGAUUUUCGAUGCAGGCUCCGUAGGCGACUUCUCCGGUGUCCUCCCCCCACCUCGACCAGCCAUGGCGCCGCUCGUCGACAACGCGCAGAUCAAGAGCGCGGAACUGCUGCGCCCGCUGCCCCUGUACCAGCACGCUUAUGUCUGGCCGUUCGCCAUCGCAUGGCCCGUCUUCCUGCGCUUCUACCUGAGCGCCGAUCUCUACGACAAAUACAUCCAGGGCCAGGAAUGGACCUUCGUCUGGCUCGCGACCAUCAUCACCUUGCAGGCGCUCGUCUGGCUGUGCACCCACUGGAGCGUCCACCUCAACGCCCUUUUUACCGCCAGGAAGGCCAGGUCCGUUGAAGAUGCGCUGCUGAUCAAAGUCAUCCCGGUUGCCAACGCAGGCGCCGCCGAUAUUUGCAAGCUCGUGCGUGACAAGGUUGGAGAGAAGACAAACUUGUCGUUCCUCUUCCAGAAGCGCCGGUUCCUCUACAACCCCGACACCAAAUCGUUCCGCCCGCUUUCCUACGACAUCGACGCCGAGCCAAAACCUAAGCUCGAAAAGUUCCAGAAGUCCAGGGGCAUUGAGAGCGCCGCCGAGCUGCAGCGCCUCGAGCAGCACUAUGGUUCCAACACGUUCGACAUCCCCGUGCCCACCUUCUUGGAGCUCUUCAAGCAGCACGCCGUUGCGCCUUUCUUCGUCUUCCAGGUCUUCUGUGUCGGCCUGUGGCUGUUGGACGAAUAUUGGUACUACUCGCUGUUCACCCUCUUCAUGCUUGUCACCUUCGAGAGCACCGUCGUGUGGCAGCGCCAGCGGACCUUGACGGAAUUCCGAGGCAUGAACAUCGAGCCGCGCGACACAUACGUCUUUCGCCUGGGCAAGUGGACCAAGAUCCUGAGCGACAAGCUGCUCCCGGGCGACCUGGUGUCGGUCACGCGGACCGGGGAGGACGGCGCCGUGCCCUGCGACAUGGUCUUGGUGGAGGGGACCGCGAUUGUGAACGAGGCCAUGCUGUCCGGCGAGAGCACCCCGCUCCUCAAGGACUCCAUCCAGCUUCGCCCAGGGGAGGCCCCGAUCGAUCCGGACGGCCUGGACAAAAAUUCGCUACUGUGGGGCGGCACCAAGGUGCUCCAAGUCACGCACGGGAACGCCAGCGAGGAGAAGCCCAAGGUCGUUUCCGGCGUCCCCCCGCCUCCCGAUGAUGGCGCCAUGGCGAUCGUCACCAAGACCGGCUUCGAGACGUCCCAGGGCAGCCUCGUCCGGACCAUGAUCUACUCGACCGAGCACGUGUCGGCCAACAACGCCGAGGCGCUGCUCUUCAUCCUGUUCCUCCUCGUUUUCGCCCUGGCUGCUUCGUGGUACGUCUGGGACGAGGGCGUGCGCAAGGACCGCAAGCGCUCCAAGCUGCUGCUCGACUGCAUCCUCAUCGUCACGAGCGUUGUCCCCCCUGAGCUGCCCAUGGAGCUCAGCUUGGCCGUCAACUCCAGUUUGGCCGCGCUGGCCAAGUUUGCCAUUUAUUGCACCGAGCCCUUCCGGAUUCCGUUUGCCGGCCGCAUCGACGUGGCAUGCUUCGACAAGACCGGAACCUUGACCGGGGAGAACCUGGUUGUCGAGGGUAUUGCCGGCCUCGGACUCGGUCACUCCGGCACCGACACCCCUCAAGAGUCCGACGGCGCCCACAGCCGCAUGAGCACGGUCCAGGAGGCUGGCAUGGAGACCACCCUGGUUCUCGCCACGGCGCACGCCUUGGUGAAACUCGACGAAGGCGACAUUGUUGGCGACCCGAUGGAGAAGGCUACCCUCACCGCUCUUGGCUGGAGCCUCGGAAAGAACGACACCCUGACGAGCAAGCCCGGGGCCACCACGAACGCAGGCGUUACUGGCACGGUGCAGAUCAAGCGGCGCUUCCAGUUCUCGUCCGCGCUCAAGCGUCAGAGUUCCGUUGCCACCAUCAAUGCCACCGAUGCGAAGACUGGCAGGAAGUUGAGAGGCACGUUCGUUGCUGUCAAGGGUGCGCCCGAGACGAUCAUGAAGAUGCUGGCAACCGUCCCGAAGGAUUACGAGGAGACUUUCAAGUACUUCACCCGCCGCGGCUCGCGAGUCCUGGCUCUGGCGUACAAGCAGCUCACCACCGAGGGGGAAUUGGGCUCGGGCAAGAUCAACGACCUGAAGCGCGAGGACGUCGAGGCUGACCUCGCCUUUGCCGGCUUCUUGGUCCUGCAAUGCCCGCUCAAGGAGGACGCGAAGGAGGCCGUCCGGAUGCUCAGCGAGAGCAGCCACCGCGUGGUCAUGAUCACGGGCGACAACCCGCUUACUGCCGUCCAUGUUGCCAAGGAAGUGGAAAUCGUCGACCGUGAUGUUCUUAUCCUGGACGCACCCGAGCACAGCGUGCAUGGCGAAGAGACCCUGAUCUGGCGCAGCGUUGACGACAAGAUCCGGAUCGACGUUGACCCUACCAAGCCGAUCGACCCCGAAAUCCUCAGGACGAAGGACCUCUGUGUUACAGGCUACGCGCUGAGCAAGUUCCAGGGCCAGGUCGGCUGGAAACCGCUUCUCCGCCAUACCUGGGUGUACGCGCGCGUCUCGCCUAAGCAGAAGGAGGAUAUCCUCCUCGGCUUGAAGGAUAUGGGAUACUACACGCUGAUGGCCGGCGAUGGGACCAACGACGUCGGUGCUCUCAAGCAGGCGCACAUAGGCGUUGCGCUGCUCAACGGGACGCAGGAAGACCUCGCCCGGAUUGCCGAGCACGCUCGGAAUACGAAGAUGAAGGACCUUUACCAGAAACAGGUCAGCAUGAUGGCGCGCUGGAACCAGCCCCCGCCUCCGGUCCCCGCCAUGAUCGCCCAUCUCUACCCGCCCGGACCGUCCAACCCACACUACCAGAAGGCCAUGGAGCGGGAGGCGCAGAAGAAGGGCGUCACGGUUGAGCAGCUCGCCAAGGCCAACGGCACGAAGAUGGAAACCGUGACCUCUCCUGCCGCCCAGCAACUGCUGGACGCGGACCCGCGCAAGGCCAGGCAGGCCGAGGCGGCCAAGAAGGCAGCCGGGUUCGCCGACAAACUGACGCAGUCCAUGAUGGCCGCCGAGAUGGACGACGAGCCGCCGACGCUGCAGCUGGGCGACGCCUCGGUGGCGGCCCCUUUCACCUCCAAGCUGCGCAACGUGAUCGCCAUUCCGAACAUCAUCCGCCAGGGCCGGUGCACGCUGGUGGCCACGAUCCAGAUGUACAAGAUUUUGGCGCUCAACUGCCUCAUCAGCGCGUACAGCCUGAGCGUGCUGUACCUCGAGGGCAUCAAGUUCGGCGACGGCCAGAUCACCAUCAGCGGCAUGCUCAUGAGCGUGUGCUUCCUGUCGCUGUCGUGGGCGCGGCCGGUCGAAGGCCUGUCCAAGGAGCGGCCGCAGCCCUACAUCUUCAACCUGUACAUCAUCGGCUCCAUCCUCGGCCAGUUUGCCGUGCACGUCGCCACGCUGAUCUACAUUGCCCAGUAUUGCGAGCAGCUUGAGCCCCGGUCCGAAGCGCCCGACCUCGAAGCCGAGUUCGCGCCGUCGCUGCUCAACUCGGCCGUCUACCUCCUGCAGCUGAUCCAGCAGGUGUCGACCUUCGCCAUCAACUACCAGGGCCGGCCCUUCCGCGAGUCGCUGUCGGAGAACAAGGGCAUGUUCUACGGCGUGGUCGGCGUCUCGGCCGUCGCCUUCGCCUGCUCGACCGAGCUCGUGCCCGAGCUCAACGCGGCCAUGAAGCUGGUGCCCUUCACGCCCGAGUUCCGCACCACCAUCACCGCCCUCAUGGCCCUCGACUACGCCGCCUGCUACGUCAUCGAGGUCGUGCUCAAGUACCUCUUCAGCGACCUCAGGGCGCGCGACAUCGCCGAGCGCAGGCCCGACCAGCUCGAGCGCGAGCGGGUCCGCAAGGCGGCCGAGCUGAAAAAGAAGGAGGAGGAGGAGGAGCGCAAGAGGAUGGAGCAGGUCGAGGCGUUUGAGCGCCGGCUGCAGCAGCGCAAGGAGCAGCAGGUCCGGGCGAGGUCUGAACAGCAGCCUCAGCUACGGCGGUGAUGGAUGAAGAGUCCGGGUGUACGGUAGCUAGGUAGGUAGGUACGGAUGUAUACUGUACGGAGCGUGUGGUGGGGUGGUGUAUAGAUGCAAUGUUUGGGUAGAUGGGGGUGUUUUCGUGUGUAUAGUACCGCGUUAAAGACAUAGAAAUAUACGCCGCACACUAGGAGAAGGGUUCGGAGCAGAGCAAGGCUAAGCAGUACAUUUUAACAUUCACGUCUUUGCUUCUAUGGUACAAGGCACAAA